Messenger RNA from Melampsora larici-populina 98AG31, 681 nucleotides. RefSeq lists its product as uncharacterized. The record is from RefSeq and is a predicted model, not a curated record. The transcript has 3 exons. Lineage: Eukaryota; Fungi; Basidiomycota; Pucciniomycetes; Pucciniales; Melampsoraceae. The coding region runs from base 1 to 681 and encodes 226 amino acids.
AUGCCCCCAAAAGCUACCAGAGCCGAUCCACGAAGGGUGCCCUGCCAGUGCCGAAUUUCCGGAUGCUAUAAGAGCGUUUACAUCGACGCACAUGGCAUAUCACAACGUGGUGUCGAAGUCCUUCCAGCAACAAAGGAAGCUCACGAACGUGCUGAACUGCGAAGUCGGAUCCAGUCACUCUCCCUAUCGCCUUCGCAUGGUUCAGCGAUUUCAUCUGGAUCACCUGGUAUCGAUCUCCGGGAUGAUCUGAUUGGUCCUUUAACCAAUCUUGGUAUUGGUGUACCAAACGAGCGCACUCCUACUAGAAGUGCUUCUAGACCCACUUUCACACCAGUGGUACUAGAUUCAAAUGGCGAACAGUCUCAUUCCGCAAACGACUCGCCUGAUAUAUUGGCAACAAGUACAAGCGAGAGUCUCGAAGACUCGAACAGACUCUCAAACAUGAUCAACGAAUCGACUAAUACAAGCACCAAUGCUGACUUAGGUAACAGAACUCAAAUUUUGGAUCCUGACGUAUCCGCGGCUGCAUCAAUAGCACGAGAGAAGGGUUUGGAUGUGUAUGACUGUAGUCACUUUCAUAAGUUCAGUUUAAAAGCUUUUAACCCAGUAUGCCUUCACAUUGCGGUGACUGCUGCAGUGCUGAGCAUAUUUGAUCAUGCAAGCAUAUGUCAAGAACGAUGA